Portunus trituberculatus (swimming crab) is the source of this 921-nucleotide messenger RNA. Its product is annotated as transmembrane protein 69-like. Lineage: Eukaryota; Metazoa; Arthropoda; Malacostraca; Decapoda; Portunidae. The coding region runs from base 150 to 869 and encodes 239 amino acids. The record is from RefSeq and is a predicted model, not a curated record. The transcript has 3 exons.
UAUCAUCAGCAGCAGCACCCACAUUCAUUCAUGAUUUCGCCCAAACGCCUUUCAGCCCUACACCGGCAGCUCAGCAGUACACACGGGAGGGAGAGGAAGUGCCGUCUUGCUGUGUUGGGGGCCGGCGUGUGAGUGGUGGAGUGGUGGCCAUGGGGAGCAGACAGGCGUGGGCAGUGGCAGCUGUGGCGAGGCUCCAGCCGGCGUGCAGGGCCUGGUUGCAGUGGCCCUCGUCUGCCAGCCUGGCCGUUGCCCACAUCCCCUGCCUUGAGCCGCCCCCUCGCCCUGAUUGGGAGAUAAGAAGACUUCACACUUCUCAUAUGAAAAAAUUCAGGGAGGAUAAGAAAACCACUUCUCUUGCCCUUGUGGAUGCUGUAAAGCAGGUCCGCCAAUCUCCUACUCCUGCCCUUGCUCUCGGAUUCUCAGGACUGGUACCAUUCAUGGCCGUCCCAGCAUACAUGAUGACUACAGGUCUUUACGAAGUUGAGUUGGCUCAGGCGCAGCUUUACUAUGGGGCAUCAAUACUGUCCUUUCUUGGAGGUGUACGGUGGGGCCUCACUCUUCCUGAGGGCAGCUCCCAGCCCCCUGACUGGCACAAUUUGGGUUACAGUGUUGCCCCAUCCCUGGUGGCUUGGCUAGGGCUCCUGGCACCCCACACAAUAGGGGUACUAACAUUGAUGGGUGGCCUUGGGGUGGCAGGUUAUAUGGACCUAGCCAUGUGGGGCUAUCCAGGCUGGUUCAAAGGAAUGAGGUUCUGCCUUACCUUUGUUGCUGUAUUGUCCUUGUGGACAACACUAGUGUUCAAGAUGACAUUUACUGCCACAAAGGAUAGUACUGAAGAAAAAGAAAUUGUAAAAAGUGUCUCAGAGUAGUUUGGGUGUAAAUAUUAGUUACUGAAUAAAUAAAUAUCAUUGUAUUUUCAUA